UUUCCCCUUAUUCACCUUCACCCUCAAUACAUAAGAAUCCCUAAAAAUCCUAGUCAGCAAAUGCCAUUGAACUAAAUUAUCGCGGGUUCCACACCAAAGGUUCAGGCCCGGGUCACACAAAAUUUCAAAGGAUUUGGGAUUGGCAAGCAUGUUUUCUCAUGGUAACCAUUUCGAAUCCUAGUCAGCACAUCUGAUCUCUUGCUCACUAUUGACCAUUGAAAUUUGUGGCCCCCAACUGUUUGAUCAAAUGAGUCUUAGACUCCCAUGGGAUACAAAACAACAGAAACCUACCUGACCCAAUCUUUUCUAGCACUCUCUAGCUAGCUACAAUGGCCACACCCUCAAACACCAACUUUAACUCCCAUAUCUCAGGAAAACAGAGCAUUAACCAAAAAGCUUUAGCUGCAGAACAGUUUCCUUGGUGGUUUUCACCAGAAACGGGAAUUUACCAAAGCAAACACCUUUCCAUUGACCUCCCAUCAGACCCUUUUCUUGAUAUUGUCUCCUUCAUUUUCUCACACCAGCAUGAUGGGGUUUCCUCAGCUCUCAUUGGUUCCUCUUGUGGGUCUGCAAUAUCUUACUCACAGCUCUACUCUUCUGUCAAGUCCAUGGCCUCUGGCCUCCAGCAAAUGGGAAUCUCACAAGGUGAUGUUGUUUUGCUUCUUUUGCCAAAUUCCAUUUACUAUCCCAUUGCUUUCUUGGGUGUUUUGUACCUUGGUGCUAUUGUCACAACCAUGAAUCCCCUCAGCAAUCUAGCAGAAAUCAAGAAACAGAUUGCUGAUACCAAAGCAUGUCAUGCUUUUACUGGACCUGAGAAUGCUGAUAAAUUACAAGCAUUGGGCAUUCAUGUAAUUCUGGUACCCGCAAAUGCAAUUUCGGGGUUGAAGGGUUCUUCAAAGGACAUUUUUUCAGUUUUUUAUAAGCUUAUUUAUAGUAGGUGUUAUUUGGCUCUAAGACCAGUGAUUAAGCAGCAAGACACUGCUGCAAUAAUGUAUUCGUCCGGGACUACUGGUGUAAGCAAAGGUGUUAUGAUAACACAUAGGAAUUUCAUUGCUACAGUUGCCCAUUUUGUGCGUUUUGAGGCUUCACAGUAUGAGGCUUCAAGCUUGGAUAAUGUGUAUUUAGCUGUUCUGCCAUUGUUUCAUAUCUACGGGUUGUCGCUUUUCGUGAUGGGGUUGUUGUCUUUAGGAUCUAGAAUUGUUGUGAUGAAGAGAUUUGAUGUCAAUGAGGUGAUCAGGGCAAUUGAUAGGUAUAAAGUUACACACUUCCCAGUUGUUCCACCAGUAUUGACAGCAUUGACAAAAAGAGCCAAGGAUGGCUUGGCCCCUCAUAGCCUCAAGAGUUUAAAGCAGAUUUCUUGUGGUGCAGCUCUGUUGAGCAUGAAAACCAUAGAGGACUUUGUUCAAACCUUUCCUCACAUCGAUCUCAUUCAGGGCUACGGCAUGACUGAGACCACCGCGGUAGGAACUCGUGGUUUCAACACCGAAAAGCUUAGGAAACCCUCUUCAAUAGGGGUUUUAGCUCCAAACAUGCAAGCUAAAGUGGUGGACUGGAACACUGGAUCCCCUAUGCCUCCAACAAGUACCGGUGAGCUAUGGCUACACGGACCGGGGAUUAUGAAGGGCUACUUGAACAAUGCCAAGGCAACAUUGUCAACAAUUGAUGAAGAGGGCUGGCUACACACCGGAGACAUUGUGUUUUUUGAUGAAGAUGGAUACUUACAUCUACAAGACCGCUUAAAAGACGCGAUCAAAUACAAGGGCUUUCAGAUUGCUCCUGCAGAUUUAGAAGGUGUGCUGAUCAACCAUCCUGAGAUACUUGACGUUGCUGUGGCAGGUGCCAUGGAUGAAGAAAGUGGAGAGGUUCCUGUGGCUUUUGUGGUGAGGAAGCACAGAAGUGAACUAAACCAUGAUGCUGUCAUGGAUUUUGUGGCUGCACAAGUUGCUCCAUACAAGAAGGUCAGGAAGGUGGUGUUUGUAGAUUCAAUUCCAAAGUCUCCAGCUGGGAAGAUCUUAAGAAGGGAGCUUAGGAAGUUUUUGAAUUCUAGACUCUAGGACAAGUUUAGAUUGUCUUCUGGUUUUUGUAGUGGGGUUUUAUCACAUUUUCUAGGGAAACCAAACAAAAACAAGGAGAGAUAAAAACAAGGAAGUUCGAAUAAAUAACAGACCUUUCCAGUGCCGGCCAU
Molecule: messenger RNA, 2185 nt
Organism: Prunus mume (Japanese apricot)
Lineage: Eukaryota; Viridiplantae; Streptophyta; Magnoliopsida; Rosales; Rosaceae
Product: 4-coumarate--CoA ligase-like 6
Biological process (GO): ubiquinone biosynthetic process
Cellular component (GO): peroxisome
Molecular function (GO): CoA-ligase activity
Source: RefSeq, a predicted model, not a curated record